Anoplophora glabripennis (Asian longhorned beetle) is the source of this 1738-nucleotide messenger RNA. RefSeq names its product membrane-bound alkaline phosphatase. NCBI's taxonomy places the organism in Eukaryota, Metazoa, Arthropoda, Insecta, Coleoptera, Cerambycidae. The transcript is spliced from 7 exons. Gene Ontology annotation, molecular function: alkaline phosphatase activity. Gene Ontology annotation, biological process: dephosphorylation. Bases 24 to 1628 code for a protein of 534 amino acids. The record is from RefSeq and is a predicted model, not a curated record.
CAGCAGUUCUGUUCAAUCAAAAAAUGUUCGCACCUCUCUUUCUACUUGCCCUUUGCACGACGUCGGCCUUCGCAAGACCCGAAGGACUCGAAGAGGAAGAAUUCCAUCCCGACAUAAAACUAGGCAGUGCUGCUAAGCUUCGCACCAGCGCUAGAGUAGAAGAAAGGGCACAUUUUUGGAGGGAAAAUGCUCAAGGUACCAUUCUAGAGAGGUUAAAUAACAAACCUAUUGAAAGUGUUGCUAAGAACGUUAUAUUGUUCCUCGGUGACGGUAUGUCGAUCCCAACACUGGCUGCCGCAAGGGUCUAUUACGGAGGCGAGGAAAUGGAACUAUCCUUUGAAAAGUUACCGCAUACGGCUCUAUCCAAGACGUACUGUGUGGACGCACAAACAGCCGAUUCGGCGUGCACGGCAACCGCCUACCUGACGGGAGUGAAGAAUAACUACGGCAUGAUAGGGGUGACGGCGGCUGUCACGAAGAACGACUGCGAGGCUUCGCUAUUGGAAGAGAACCAAGUCGAAUCCAUAGCUAAGUGGUCGCAAGAUGUGGGGAAACGGACGGGAAUAGUCACUACUUCCACAGUCACGGAUGCGUCACCAGCAGGUGCCUACGCGAAGGCGGCCAAUCGCGACUGGCAGACCGACGGCUCCGUCAGGAGCAGCGGCGCCGACGCCACCACGUGUCGAGACAUCACCUACCAGCUGGUGAAAUGGGCCCCGGGGAAAAAUUUCAACGUUAUCCUUGGUGGAGGUGCCAGGAAGUUCUUAAAUAACGACACGAUAGACAGAUUCGGCACAAGCGGGCAAAGGUCAGACGAUCUGAAUCUCAUAGAAGAGUGGGUGAAUGACAGGACUGCCGAAGGUCUGCAGGCCGAGUACGUUUGGAACAGGUCUUCGUUGUUGAGCUUGGAUGAAGACACGGACUACGUCUUAGGGCUCUUCGGCAGCAGCUACGUACCGUACAACCUCGACCGCAACGACUCCGUAACCCCAUCCCUGGAAGAAAUGACGGAAGUGGCGAUCAACAUAGCCAGCAAAGGCAACGGCGCCGACAACGGUUACUUCCUCUUCAUAGAGGGCGGCAGGAUCGACCACGCCCACCACGACACCUGGGCCAAGAAGGCUUUGGACGAAACCGUGGAAUUUUCCAAGGCUAUCCAGAAGGCGCUGGACCUGACAAGUGAGGAAGACACUCUGAUCGUGGUGACUGCUGACCACGCGCAUACCAUGUCGAUGUCUGGGUACCCCGACAGAGCCAACUCCAUUCUGGGAAUAGCUGGUACGGAUAGCAAUGGUGGAACCAGGCUGACCCUCAACUACGCCAAUGGACCUGCGCCGGUCAAUGCCAGUCACGAUUACAGCACUGACGAUACAACUGACGACGAGUACAGGUUCCCAGCGGUCACCUACAAGAACUCCGAGACACACGGCGCUGACGACGUCGGCAUCUUCGCCAGAGGCCCGUGGGCCCACCUCUUCAGGGGCGUCGUGGAGCAGAACACCAUCCCCCACAUCAUGGCGUAUGCCUCUUGCGUGGGCGACGGUCUGACGGCGUGUUCCUGGGCGGUCCGAAACGUCGCGUCUAUGGCCUUGCCUGUUUUAGGGGUCGUCCUCUUCCUCCACGUCUAAGCGGCGUGCGCGUUUCGAGAGCACUUUGUGAUAAUAUUAUGUUGAACCCGUUUUUGUUGGUUAAUUUUUUGUAUAUUACAACUAUGAUAAAUAAAUAUAAAUAAUAUAAA